Molecule: messenger RNA, 3594 nt
Organism: Phacochoerus africanus (Common warthog)
Lineage: Eukaryota; Metazoa; Chordata; Mammalia; Artiodactyla; Suidae
Gene: TMPRSS5
Product: transmembrane serine protease 5
Exons: 13
Coding region: 331-1881 (516 amino acids)
Biological process (GO): proteolysis
Cellular component (GO): plasma membrane
Molecular function (GO): serine-type endopeptidase activity
Source: RefSeq, a predicted model, not a curated record
UUCCAGUGAGCUAAUGGGAGGGGCUGAGGCUGCCCAGCCCUUGCCUAGCCUUUGGUCCCCUUUCUAGCAACAAGGGGUCUAUUCAUGGUUUCUGAGCAGAGUUCAUUGUCUCUCCGGCGUGUGUGUGUGUGUGUCUGUGUGUGUGUGUGUGUGUGUGUCUGUGUGUGUGUGUGUGUGUGUAGGGCGAUAAAGGGAGGAGCCAUGUGUAAACUGGGGAGACCUUAUACUUCAACCAAGCUGGUCCGGCUAUUUAAUCAAUGCUGAUCCAAGAUCAAGGGCAGAGUGCUGCCUAGCAGACCUUGAGGCUAUACAUCGGUGCCACUGACCCAUAUGAGCCUGAUGCUGGAUGGCCCAGCCCCUGUGGAGGCUCAGUAUGCAGAGGAGGGUCCAGGAUCUGGGAUCUUCAGAGAAGAGCCAGAAGACCCCCUACAGAGCCCGGAGGCCCAGCAGCAACCCAGUAGGCCAGACUGGGCCAUAGGGGAACGACUGGUCUCCUCGGCAGGGCGCUGCUGCACCGGGUGGCAUGGCUGGGCGUUGCUGGGAGCCCUAGGGCUGCUGGCUGGUGUGAGCAUCGGCUCCUGGCUUCUAGUGCUGUAUCUGUGGCCAGCUGCCUCUCAGCCUGUCCCCGGGACCCUGGAGGAUGAGGAGAUGACUUGGAACUGCUCCGAGGCCAGUGAUGAGGAAGCCCUGCAUCCCUCACUUCCCAGAACAGUAUCUUUCAGGAUAAACCCAGAGGAAUUCUUACUGGAAGUACAGGUGAGGGCCCGGCCAGACUGGCUCCUGGUCUGUCACGAAGGCUGGAGCGCUGCCCUGGGGGUGCAGAUCUGCCGGAGCCUGGGGCAUCUCAGACUCACUCACCAUAAGGCAGUGAACUUGUCUGACAUCAGGCUCAACGGCUCCAGGGAGUUUGCUCAGCUCUCUCCUAGAUUGGAAGGCCUCCUGGAGGAGGUGUGGCAGCCCAGGGACAGCUGUACUUCUGGGCAAAUCGUGUCCCUCCAAUGCUCUGCUCCCUCUCGCCGGUGCUUGUUUGCUUGCAGAGUGUGGGGCCAGGCCCCUGGCUUCCAGGAUAGUCGGCGGGCAGGCGGCGGCUCCUGGGCGCUGGCCCUGGCAGGCCAGUGUGGCCCUGGGCUCCCGGCACACGUGCGGAGGCUCCGUGCUGGCUCCGAGCUGGGUGGUGACGGCGGCACACUGCACGCACAGUUUCAGGCUGUCCCGUCUGUCCAGCUGGAGGGUCCACGUGGGGCUGGUCAGCCACAGCACAGUCAGGCCACACCAGGGGGCCGUGGUGGAGCGGAUCAUUGCCCACCCUCUCUACAGCGCCCAGAAUCACGACUACGACCUCGCCCUCCUGCAGCUCCGGACCCCGCUCCACUUCUCAGGUGGUACAGGGCCCGACCCCUACAGCUGUACAGGAGGCCGGACUUGGGGGCAGGGAGCCCGAGCUUGAGUGGGGUCCAGGACCACUGCCUCUCCACAGACACCGUGGGCGCCGUGUGCCUGCCAACCGAAGAGCAGGCUUUUCCGAGGGGCUCGCAGUGCUGGGUGUCUGGCUGGGGCCACACUGACCCCAGCCACACCCACAGUUCGGACACGCUCCAGGACACGGUGGUGCCCCUGCUCAGCACCCAGCUCUGCAACAGCUCUUGCGUGUACAGCGGGGCCCUGACGCCCCGCAUGCUGUGUGCCGGCUACCUGGAUGGGAGGGUCGAUGCCUGCCAGGGGGAUAGCGGGGGCCCCUUGGUGUGCCUGGACGGGGAUACCUGGCGCCUGGUGGGCGUGGUCAGCUGGGGCCACGGCUGCGCGGAGCCCAACCACCCCGGCGUCUACAGCAAGGUUGCUGAAUUCCUGGACUGGAUCCAGGACACGGCGCAGGUCCACUAGAUGGAGGAGAAGCAGCAGCCCUGGAUGCAGAAGGCAUGGAUCUCUUAUCACUGCACAAGGGACAGUCACCACCCAUGGGCCAGCUUCCGGGUCACAGGGCCUCCCCCUUGGGCCCUGAGUUGCAUCCCUUCAUCUCACCAGAGAGCCUCAAUGACAGGAGAGACGCUGGGGCUGGGUUGGGAAGGUGGAGGAGCAGAGAGAUGGCGGGAAGCAUCUGGAGAGGAAGAGGCUGCUGGCAGCAGCUGGGAGCCUGCCCUUCAGCACUCCCCCCGCCCCCGGCCCUAGUCCACAUCUUUUGGGCGGAUGCUUAGGGAUGCCCUGGGCCUGCCUUCCCCCUGUGCUCUCAGGAGGGGGAUGUACCUUCCUAGAGAUCCAGGCUGGGAAGUUCCUGGGCAGAGAGGGUCAAGGCUGGCCCAGCUCAGGUUAAAGCCAUGGAGUCUUCUCUCAGUCUCAUCUGCUUUCUGCUCUCAACUGGCUUUGGCUGGACCUGCUAAGAACACAUUGUAAGAUCACACUGGUUGGCGUUGAAAUCGGGUAUAGGUUUUAAAAUGACAGUUCUGUGAACUGGUCCAAGACGUUCGUUAUUAAAACAAAGCGAUGUAUGGUCUUGGUCCCGGCCUCCCCCCAGCCCAUCCUCUUUUCUCUCUUUCUCACACACACCUUAAGGGGAGGGGGAUCACAGUUUUCUCCCUUACAUGCUUCUUAAAGGUCUGGAACUGGCUCCCGCUCAUCUCUCUAGAACUCCGCCAUGUACUUGUUUGUAUGAUUCUUUACACUUGUUAACUCUCCAUGAAGCAAUUGGCGACAGAAAGCCCCACCCGUCCAGGUGCUCUGAUUCUGCAAGAUCGAGCCCCCCUGAGUCGGCGUUGUCUCCAGGCAGGUCUGGCUUUGGCACCAGACCCAUCUCUCCUCACCUCUUGUUUCAGGAUUGGGGCCGUCUGGACUCUGGGAGAUAUCUUUCUGAGUUUCUGCCCAGUUAGCAUUUUCCUGGUUAAGCUUCUCCCCACUCUCUCCGCUCUAGCAAUUAAAAUGCAAUUGGCAUCUUGUUUCUAAAAACUGCAAUGAAUUUUUUAUGGUGCUUACCCAAGGAAAUGCAAUUAGCGUUUAGCAAUAACACAACUUUUUUUGUGAGUUUAUCAGCAUUUUUUGGAGGGGUAGUACAAAUGAAUCUCCAUUUCUGGAGGGUCUACUUCCUUUGCCAGAAGUGCACUAAAAAGCGAGGGCUGCAAUUUACUCUUGUUUUAUUACCUGGGGAAGUGGUUGCUGGGAGUCUGUUGUCAACCUGCAGAAGCUCCGUGGGAGAGGCCCUGGCAGGUGGCCGAUGGCCUCCCCUGUGCUCUUAGAGCCCUGACCUCCAGCCUCCAUCCUGAGAUCAGCAUUUACUACCUGACUUUGCUAAGCUCCCACUUCAAGAGGAGUUUCAGGCCACUGAUCUCCCCGGAUGGGGCAGAGUUGCCAGCAAAUCCGUCAGCUAUGAUCACAUGAGGUGUUCUCCAUGUGCAUUUUUUGGCCACACCUACAGCCUGCGGAAGUUCCGAGGCCUGGGAUCAAACCAGGUGCCAUGGCCGUGACUUGAGCCACAAUAGUGUCUACACCCGAUCCUGAACUGCUAGGCCACCAGGGAACUCCCCAUUUGUUUAUUUAAAGUGAGCUUUUUAUUUGCCACAGUCAUUAUGACCUGUUAAUAAAAAUCAGUAACAUUCGGAAACCACA